UGGAGAGGACGCGUCAAAUUAAUUCCAGCAAAGUCCGGACUUCCCGGGAUAACUUCAAUUUGCUUUUAUCGGAUGAAGAUCACCUUUGGCGGCCACCUUUAUUGCAUGCGUCUGAAAGGCGACAGAAGAACAUCGCGGUGCUGCAACUCAGGGACAUUUAAGUGGACUAUUUUUUUGUUCCACUUUAUUGUGUGCGUUCACUCUGCCGCCAUCUAAAGUGGGUUCGUGUACUUCCAAACAUUACGGAACGUAAAGAGGCAAAUGGAGCAAACCUAUGGAGAGGUGAACCAACUGGGCGGUGUGUUCGUAAAUGGAAGACCCCUGCCCAACGCCAUUCGGCUGAGAAUAGUGGAGCUGGCCCAGUUGGGGAUCAGACCCUGCGACAUAAGCCGGCAGUUGCGCGUCUCGCAUGGCUGCGUGAGCAAGAUUCUGGCGCGGUACAACGAGACUGGCUCCAUUUUACCGGGCGCAAUCGGUGGGAGCAAACCUCGCGUCACGACGCCCAACGUGGUGAAAAACAUUAGGGAAUACAAACAGAACGACCCCGGGAUCUUUGCGUGGGAGAUCCGAGACAGACUCUUAGCGGACGGCGUGUGCGAUAAGUACAACGUGCCCUCGGUGAGCUCCAUCAGCAGGAUUUUACGCAACAAGAUCGGGAAUCUGUCCCAGCCCAGCCAGUACGAGAGCGGCAAGCAAGCUUCGGCUCAGGCCGGCCUCCCUUACAACCCCAUUUAUCCUUACUCCUACCCCAACACCAUGUCACCCGCUGCCACCAAGAUGGGCUCCCCAGCUGGGAUGCCGGUGACGGCGGGACACUUGAGCAUCUCCAGGGCCGGCUGGCCCUCUGCACACACCGUCAGCAACAUCCUCGGGUUCCGAGCCUUCAUGGACCCCGCAGCCAUUGCUGGGACCGAGGGAUAUCCUACCAAAAUGGAGGAAUGGAGCAGCGUCAAUCGUGCAGCUUUCCCUGCAGCUCACUCAGUCAACGGCAUCGAUAAAUCAGCCAUUGAUGCUGAUAUAAAAUACGCACAGCCGACCUCCACACUGUCGGGUUAUGUCUCAGCGUGUGCAUACUCCCCCACAAACCAGUAUGGGGUGUACAGUAGCCCAGCGGGCGGCUACGUGGCGCCGGGUCACCACCACUGGCAGCCCCAGAGCCCGGCUUUGUCUCACCCGGGGAGCGGGAUGAGCAUGCACGCGGGGGAGAUCCACUCUCCGAUGGCCUUCAAGCACCACGCCCGAGAAGGAGAAAGAAAACCUCCCAGUCCGCUGAGCAAGCAGCAGCAGCAUGAAGACUUGAACAGUGUGCAUGGACUCAGUCUCCCUACCUCAUCAUCAUAACCGGGACUUUUACCAGCUUCCUAAUCAGAUUUAACUGAACUCAUUUCAACUCCAGUAAGUCUGAACCCAAACAAACAUGGGCUUCUCUUCAUUUUGUGGAUGCAGUAAAGCCAAAACAGGCUUUAAUGGCCUUAUGAAUGUAAGCUUGCAUGGAUGGAUGCAUCGGUGCUCCGCAAAGUACAACUAUUUUGUCAUUAAAAA
Syngnathus acus (greater pipefish) is the source of this 1542-nucleotide messenger RNA. It is a transcript of the gene pax1a, whose product is annotated as paired box 1a. The record is from RefSeq and is a predicted model, not a curated record. Lineage: Eukaryota; Metazoa; Chordata; Actinopteri; Syngnathiformes; Syngnathidae. The transcript is spliced from 5 exons. Gene Ontology annotation, biological process: regulation of transcription by RNA polymerase II; anatomical structure development. The coding region runs from base 262 to 1341 and encodes 359 amino acids. Gene Ontology annotation, molecular function: DNA-binding transcription factor activity, RNA polymerase II-specific; RNA polymerase II cis-regulatory region sequence-specific DNA binding.